AUGGAGAGACAUAUCCUUCAAUACUGGGAGUUCAAUUCAAGCCUGAAUAUAGUUGAUAAAAAAGAAGAUACGUCAAAGAAAAUGAAACUAGCAGUGGGGUUAGCAGUUCCUUUGAGUUUUGUAGCUGUAGGAGGUCUAGUAACAUGCGCUAUAUUUUGGAGCAGAGAAAAUAAGCGUAUUAAAAAAUCGCUAGAUAAAGAUGGGUUGCCAUCCAUAAACGACGAUCUUGAAAGGGGUGCAGGACCCAAAGGAUUUUCAUACAACGAUCUUAUUUUGGCUACCAACAACUUCUCCGAUGACCUGAAGUUAGGCGAGGGAGGAUUCGGAUGUGUCUACAAAGGCUACUUAUCCCGUGAAGGAAUGGUAGUUGCUGUCAAGAAAAUAUCACAGGGUUCAAGACAGGGAAAGAAGGAGUACAUAACCGAAGUGAAAAUAAUUAGCAGUUUAAGGCAUCGAAACCUGGUUCAACUCAUCGGUUGGUGCCAUGAUCAAACUCAGUUCUUGCUUGUGUACGAGUUUUUGCCAAAUGGAAGCCUUGACUCUCAUCUUUUCUUCAAAAAGAGCACCCUUCCAUGGACAGUAAGGUACAAGAUCGCUCUGGGUUUAGCUUCUGCAUUGUUAUAUCUCCAAGAAGAAUGUGAACGUUGUGUGGUGCAUCGAGAUAUCAAAUCUAGCAACAUCAUGCUUGAUUCAGGAUUUAAUGUGAAGCUCGGAGACUUCGGAUUGGCUAGACAUAUGGACCAUGAACAUGGUCUACAAACAACCGCUUUAGCCGGAACUCUCGGUUACAUUUGCCCUGAGUACGUAACAACAGGGAAGGCUAGUAAAGAGUCAGAUGUGUACAGUUUUGGGGUGGUUGCAUUAGAGAUAGCUUGUGGGCGAAAGGCAACCGAUAAAGUUGACCCAAGUUCUUAUCUAGGGUUGGUGCAGUGGGUCUGGGGUUUAUUCGAAAAGGGUGAACUGCUUUCAUAUGUUGACCCGACGUUGAACAAGGAAUUUGAUAUUGCAGAAGUUGAGCGUUUGAUGAUGGUGGGGUUAUGGUGUUCACAUCCUGACCGCAGUAUGCGACCAUCGAUAAGACAAGCAAUUCAUGUACUGAAGUUGGAGGCAGCAGUCCCAAAAAGUUCCAUUAAAGAUGCCGAUACCCGUGUACUACACCGAAGCAGAUGCCCCUGA
Lactuca virosa is the source of this 1176-nucleotide messenger RNA. NCBI's taxonomy places the organism in Eukaryota, Viridiplantae, Streptophyta, Magnoliopsida, Asterales, Asteraceae. The record is from the annotation of a GenBank genome assembly.